UUUUUUACCAGGUAACUUUUAAUUUUUAUUUUGAGAUACUUUACAGUUAUUAUGUGAGUAGCCUGUUUGCGUUCUAAAACUUUUGUCGCUGGUGCAUAGGAAACUUUUACCCAUCGUUUUCUUGGUUUGAGCUGGCAGAAAAAAAAAUUGUCUUAAGAAAUCUGAAAAAGACUGAGGACCUUUUAUUUUCCUUCAUGAACUAGGAGAGGAGAGAAACCCUCAUUGCAGCCUAUGAUGGUAAUGAAAAGGAGAGCUAGAAGCCCAGUCUCAGGAGAUGGAAGAAGAUAAAAGGUCCCUAUAUAUGCCUUGUUUCUUGGGUCCACGGGAAGCAUGAGUCUGUUGGGACUUGAGACGAGAAGAAAACAAGACAUCUUCACAAGAAAACCCAGACAUUAACUAAAAGUAUUGCAAAGUCUGAAGAACUAGAACACAAACAUGACCGACAGAGGACUUAGGGAUCCUGCAGAGGCCUCUCAAGAGGAUUUGAAAAACGACCCAUCAGUAAGGUCUCGGGCACAGGAGACCACAGCCACAGCAGGUACCACCGAAGAAGCUCAGAGCCCAGCCCGUGCCUCUGCUCUUAACAAAGUCCACCAAGAGGUAGAAACAGUAGGUCCAGGAAGUGCAGACACAGGUGAUCAGUCAGAAGAUCCAGAUGAAGCAAAUGAUGGGAACUGUCCAAAGGAUGAAACAAAACAUGAGAACAACCAGAGCUUUCAGGAUGAAGAACAAGGGCGUCAACUCCCAGGGCAUCAACUCCCUGAUUCAGAAAGUCGAGGUGAAAAACCCUUGGAUCCAGAACCCAACUGUUCUCCAAGUGACGAAGUGGGAAGAGAAGAUGUGCUCUUACAGAGCGACUCUGCAGCCCCCCCUGAGGAAGUGAGCAGCGGGCCUGCAGUUGCUCAGGAGCCCCCUGCCAUAGACCCUCAGGACGCCCAGAGCCCUGGUCAUUCCCAUGCAGGGCCUGAGAGCCAGGGCACAGUGAGGAAACGACUGCUGGCGCCAGCAGAGGCUGAAAGUCAUCAACAGGAAACACAAAGGUUGGAAGAAAACAAAGAGAAUGCACUGGAUACCAGGAGAAAGAUGAAUAAAAAGGGUUAUUUGCGUUAUGGCUCCAUCUUUUUUGGCUCUGUGGUCAUGACUCUUAUUUUGCUAAAUUGUAAUAGCUACUAUUCCUCUCCACCCCAGCAAGUGCCCAAAAAUCCAGCUUUGGAGGCCUUUUUGGUUCAUUUCAGCCAACUGAAGGAUAAAUUCCCAGGCCAGAGUUCCUUUUUGUGGCAGAGAGGACGUAAAUUUCUCCAGAAGCACCUCAAUGCUUCAAACCCCACUGAGCCAGCCACCAUCAUAUUUACAGCAGCUCAGGAGGGAAGAGAGACCCUGAAGUGCCUGAGCCACCUCGUCGCGGAUGCCUAUACCUCUUUCCAGAAAGUCUCUGCCAUUCAGAUUGAUGGGGCUGCAAGAACCUUGCAAGACAGCGACUUGGUCAAGCAGUUGGUUGACAUGGAGCUGAGCUCGGGAUUUGAGAGUGGCCAGAAGGCCGCUGUGGUGCACCACUUUGAGUCCCUUCCCGCAGGCUCUACCUUAAUCUUCUACAAGUAUUGUGACCAUGAGAACGCUGCCUUUAAAGAUGUGGCCCUGGUCCUGACUGUUCUCCUAGAGGAGGAAACAUUAGAAGCAAGUGUCGGCCCAAGGGAAACUGAAGAAAAAGUGAGAGAUUUCCUCUGGGCCAGGUUUACCAACUCAGCCACUCCCAGCUCCUUCAACCACAUGGACUCUGACAAACUGAGUGGGCUCUGGAGCCGGAUUUCCCACCUGGUGCUGCCCGUGCAGCCCGUGAGGGACAUAGAAGAACAGGGGUGCCUUUUAUAAGCUAAGCACAGAGUUGGUUUUUGGAGGCCUAGAUUUAUUCAAAAGUCAGUUGAAAAGCCGCCUACUUCUCUGCGAAGGAAGGUUAUGAAAAGCCUGGAAAAUACAAAUUAGCUUAUUUUAGGAAAAAUAUUCUCAUUUUUUACCUUUUGUAAAAUCUUUCUAAGCUUGACAAAACUUGACUUUUUUUUCCCUGGCCUUUCAAGCAAAUCAGGUUUGCAAUAUGCAUAGAAUAUAUAACUGAGGCUUUUUCCUUUUUUUAUCCAGAAAUAUAGCAACAGAAUCACUGCAUGGGAAGAUAAUCUUCUCAGAAUAACUAAAAUGAUUUUUGUUUUCUUGAGAGUCUAAGGAGCCUUUUGGCUAGUGUUUGGACUGAACUAGAGCAGUUACAGGUAUGAGGCAAAGAUAAUUUUUAAAAUGUUUUUCUAUUAAAUAUUUUAAAAACUGAUUUUAAUAACCUAGUCGUGGGAUUACAUCUUCUACUAAUUUGCAUUUUUAAAUAGUAUGAAAAGAUAUGAAUUCAAAUACUUAGCUGUAUGUAAGGCAGUGUACUUUUAUUCCAUUAAUGGGCUAAGGUAAAAGCAACUGUUCUUAAGAAAUACUCUUGAAAAUUGGAAACAAAGGGGGAAUUGUCUAUAACCAUUGAUAAUGAAGAAAUUCCAAUUGGCUGUAUCUUGCACUUUUUUGAAUGUUUUAGAAUAAUGAUUUCCAAGCUAUGUCUACCAGCAACCCUACUCUUUUUUUAUCAGAGAGUUUCUGCAUUCAGCUGCUUCAGGUAGUGGGAUUCUCCAUAUGAUUUAAUGGGAACAGAGAGUUCCACUGAUGAUGAAAUUUGAAAAUUGCUGAUUAAGUGAAAAAAAAAUCUUAGAAGAUAGGAAAAUGGGUAGGAAAAUGAUGAAUGUAUUAAAACCCAUGAGUUGGAAGAGGUUGAAAUAACAGAUUUAUUGUACAGACAUGCUGUUUGUGAAGGAUAAAGACCUAUAGAUGAACAGCAGAAUGUAUAAAUUAGUAUUCUCUAAGCAUAUUUUUUUUUCUUUUUUUUUUUUGUGAGAAUGUGCACAGGUGUGUGUGUGCAGGAGAGUGAG
Molecule: messenger RNA, 2951 nt
Organism: Hyaena hyaena (striped hyena)
Lineage: Eukaryota; Metazoa; Chordata; Mammalia; Carnivora; Hyaenidae
Product: torsin-1A-interacting protein 2-like
Exons: 5
Coding region: 436-1869 (477 amino acids)
Biological process (GO): membrane organization; endoplasmic reticulum organization
Cellular component (GO): membrane; endoplasmic reticulum
Molecular function (GO): ATPase activator activity
Source: RefSeq, a predicted model, not a curated record